AUGAAUGGACCGUUAAUAAUUGAUCCUCUAGAAACAAACUGCUUUUGUUGGCUAAACUUUCAGUGUUUCAGUGUGAAGCAUAAGCAGAGUGUUUUCUACAUUAUUUUUCUACCAACUAACAAUAUGAACGAUGGGAAGAUGGUGAAAAUGUCCACGCCAGGCGCGGACCGCGUGAGGGUCGCGGUGCGGGUGCGGCCGUUCAGUCAGAGAGAGAAGGAUGCUGGGAGCACGUGUGUGGUCUCCAUGCCUUCCAGGACCACCACCACCAUUCAAGACCCUAAGAACCCGGAACGUACGAAGACAUUUACUUUUGACCUGGCAUACUGGUCUCACAAUGGAUUCCAAGUGGAAAAAGAUGGUGUGUUUACUUCAGCUGAUGCUAGCAGUAAAUUUGCAGGCCAGAGGGAGGUUUUCCGCGAUCUGGGCAGAGGAAUCCUGGACAGCGCCUGGCAAGGCUACAACGCCACCCUCCUGGCCUACGGCCAGACUGGCUCUGGGAAGAGCUACUCCAUGAUCGGGUUUGGUGCAAACAGGGGCAUCGUCCCCAGCGUGUGUGAGGAGCUCUUCCAAGCGAUUGAGAACCAGCAGGGAGACCAAGAAUACCAGGUGACAUUCAGCAUGCUGGAAAUUUACAACGAACAGGUAAGGGAUUUGCUGUCUAGGACCAAGAAGCCCAGAGGACUGAAAGUAAGGGAGGAUGCAGAGCUGGGCUUCUACGUGGAUGGUCUGACGUCUGUGCCUUGUGAGAACUAUGCACAGGUUGAAAGGCUGAUGGAACAAGGAAUGAAAAUGAGGACCACAGCUUCGACCAAUGUGAACGCCAGCAGCAGCAGGUCCCACAUGGUCAUCACCCUUCAGUUCAAGCAGGUUUUCCCAGACAGCGGCCUCACCAAGCAAUCCAGUAUUAAUUUGGUGGAUUUAGCGGGAAGUGAAAGGCAGAAAUCUUCAGGCUCUGAAGGAGACAGACUGAGGGAAGGAUCACGAGUUAACUUAAGUUUAACUAAUUUAGGAAACGUUAUCAGCGCUCUGGCCGACGCAGCCGUGGGGAGGAGAGUCUUGCACGUCCCCUACAGAGACUCGGUCCUCACCAAGCUGCUCCAGGCGGCGCUGGGCGGAAACAGCCGGACCACUCUGAUUGCAGCCAUCAGUCCAGCUGACAUCUGCUAUGAGGAGACUUUAUCAACAUUAAGAUAUGCUGAAAGGGCUAAAAAGGUCCGGAACAAAGCUGUGGUCAACACCGCGACCCUGCCGAGAGAGUCGAGGGCGGAGCACAGCAAACUGCUGCUCGGAGGCGGCAACUGUGGCAUGGCAGGUACACUGAGUCCACGCCAGCAGCCGGAGCGCCCCAGGGGCCUUGUCCAGAACAUUCUGGCCCUGACUUUGAAAAACAAAAACCAUUUCGAGAUAGAUGUAGAUUCACAUGCAGUUCUCAAGAAGCUUUCGCAGCAACGCCCCCCGCCCCCCAGGAACGCCGCCCCCGCGGUGGCGCAGCGGAGCCACUUCGUGCAGGCAGCCGUCCGCCCCGAGGGCCCAGCUGCUGCCGCUGGGCAAUUAGCAGGAAGCACCGCCGUGGGUUACGGCCCCGGCUUCCAUUUUGAAGGAGUUCACGGUCCCCAAGCGCGGACACAAACCCCGCGAAACACGCAGGCUAACGCGUUCUGCCCGCGGCCCGUGGAGAGGUUCCCCGCAACCAGGGUAUUAAGUGAAACACGUCCACACGCCGGCAGACGUAAGACACUGAACGCAGAGCUUCCCGCCUCCGCCCGCGAGGACCUCCUUCCUCUAGUGCUCUCCGAAUUAAAAGGCGACAGCGCUUCGCAGGACUUACCGAGCGAAGUCUUCCUCACACGCCUGCGCAGCUCGGCCCCCGACUCCCGCCGGGCAUCUCGCGUUCCCGCCGAGACGCAGCCCGCGCGUCCGCCGGCGGAAUCCGGGCGCGGGCCUCCGCCUCAGCAGCCCACCUGGGCGCACCGGCUGGCGCAGGCGCGGGAGGAAUGGCGGCAGCACCACGUGGCCAUCGCCCAGGAGCGGCAGAUGCUGAAGACACUCCCUCAUCUCCUCAACGUCAACGAGGACCCGCAGCUCACGGGGGUUCUCAAGUACUUCAUUCAGGCUGGUUCAUGUGAUGCCGGUCGAGCUGCUUCAAAUGCCAUCACUCUUCAAGGUCUGGGAAUUUCAGAUAAGCACGCUUCCUUCACAAAUUUGGAUGGUAAAGUGACAGUCACUCCGCACAGCAAAUGCAAGGUUGUCGUUAACGGGGUGCCCAUCACGACCAAGACGAAGCUGCAGCAUUUGGACCGCGUCAUUUUGGGAUCCAACAGCGCCUACCUCUAUGUCGGGUUUCCUUCAGAGCGAGGCGGUGAGGACUUGAGCCGCUUCGAUUAUGACUUUUUCCAGCUGGAGAGAGCAGCCGCAGAGGGAGUGAGCGUGGACAAGCUCGGGGCCAGGGACGGUGGAGACAGGCAAGCAGGCCCCAGUGUCCUGGCUGUGUUCCAGGACUAUGUCAAGCUGAUGCCACUGGUCGCGGAAGCAAAUCAAAUGAGUGAAGAGCUGAGGAAGGGACUUAAAAUGGAAUUGAAAGUGAAGAACUUGGCGUCAUCAGAUUCCAGGGGCUAUGACCUUCAGAAAGAGGUCAUGGUGAAGGUGACCAACCAGAGGACUCACGCGGUGUGGAUUUGGUCCAAAGCCAAGUUCAUCAACAGGAAAUUCCUAAUGGAGGAACUUUACCAGCGCUUCCUAGAUGGAGAAGACAGCCACGUGGCACAGGAGGACGACCCUUUCUGGGACCCUGUUGAGGCCGUCCACCUGGGCUCGGCCCACGUGUGGCUCCAGCCGCUGGCCUAUGGCCUGGGGCUCGAGGAGCAGGUGGAGUUUCUGGACGACGAUGGGCUGGAGGCGGCGGCGCUGCACGUCCACGUGGCCCCCUGCUCCCCAGCAGGACAAGCAUGCGGUGAGGAGGACGUGGUUAUUGACCCUCGGGAGCUGCUGGGCAAGAGGUUGGAUUUCCAGAUCCGCAUCGUGCGGUGCCUUGGUGCCAAGUGGCUGAAGGAAGCUGCAGAGCGGGGCAUUCAGAUGGGGUACAGAAUUUAUGAUCUUCCACACACUUUAUACACCAAGCCUGUAUGGAAAAUUGUGAAUCCCCAAAUCGAAGAGUCUGUCCACUUUGCAGCCCUAAACACAUCUCAGGAGUUCCUGAGUUAUUUACAGACAAACGCUCUCAUUGUUGACCUAUGGGGUCUUCAAGAGGGCUGUGCCGAACUGAGCUGCUCUCGGCAGGACCUCUUGGUCACAGGUGAAGGCCACGUCAUGGUGGACACCAAGAACAUUUCUACUCUGACGACUCUGAGCCAGACUCCAUCCAACCAGAUAUCGGAACUUUACCUGAAGCUGCUCAAGUUAGAACAGGAGACGGACCUGCUCAGAAAGGUCAACAGAGCCCUGAGAGAGGAAAACGUGGUUCUCCGGGAAUCCCUUGAGAAAACUGGGUCCAGUCAACACGGUGAGAGGCUGCCUGAGACGUGGUGGUUGGGCUUCUCACAGAAGCCUUCUGAUGCCCUGAAGCCUGCUGGGAUGGCAGCGCAACUGCCAGCAGCCCCAGAGGUGACUCGAAUGUGCGCGCGGCGGGCCGGCUGUGACAGAGAACUCGCCAAAGCCCUCAAGGUGUUCUACCAAAGCAUGAGCACGGCGCGAGGGCAGCUCCUCCAGCUGAGACGCUGUAAGCCUCCUGAAGAUGAUCAAAUGCUUCGACCAUUUGUACACCAACAGUCACUGAUGUUAAAGGACUUUGGGGAUCUACUUGAAUCCAGCUUGUGGAAACUGAAAAAUGAUGUAGCUCUUAUAGUGAAAAAGAAGAGAGAAUGUUUAUUGCAGAGCGAAUAA
Messenger RNA from Pteronotus mesoamericanus, 3879 nucleotides. Its product is annotated as kinesin-like protein KIF28P. The coding region runs from base 1 to 3879 and encodes 1292 amino acids. Gene Ontology annotation, biological process: microtubule-based movement. Gene Ontology annotation, molecular function: microtubule motor activity; microtubule binding; ATP binding. Lineage: Eukaryota; Metazoa; Chordata; Mammalia; Chiroptera; Mormoopidae. The record is from RefSeq and is a predicted model, not a curated record. The transcript is spliced from 25 exons.